AUGAGAUGGCUGGAGAUGAGGAACUGUCGCAAAUUGAUUUUGAAAGUUCGCUCAAGGAGGGAAAAAUCUUUAAAAGACAUGAGAACCAUUAUGGAUAGGAUUAAAACAAUGGAUACCUUCCAAACAAAAAUUGACCAUGAACUCCUUCUCUCGCUUCGUGAUCUCUGUAAAUCAAUACAACUAGGGGACGUAUCAGCAAGCUACGUACUGCAUGCCUACAUGGAGAAAGCUUUGGAAGCCACAACAAAAUUCAACUGUAUCACGGAAUUUCUUCCAGAAUGCCAAACACAACUCUUGGAAUUGGAAGAUAAGAAGGAGGGAUUACUGUACGGAAUCCCCAUCAGCAUCAAGGAGAAUAUUAGCCUCAAGGGUCAUGAUUCAACUUGUGGACUUAAGAAGUUUAUAAAUAAACCUGUCGAUGAAGAUUGUGUAAUAGUUCAGGUGUUGAAGAAACAAGGAGCAAUUCCGUUUGUGAAAACCAAUGUUCCUCAGACAUUAUUUAGCUACGAAUGCAGCAAUCCUAUUUAUGGCCAAACCGUCAACCCGUUAAACGUCAAGCGGACACCUGGUGGGUCAUCAGGUGGGGAGGCUGUCCUGAUCGCGGCAGGGGGCUCCAUCCUUGGAAUUGGAACCGAUGUUGGUGGCAGCAUACGCUUUCCAGCUGCAUUCUGUGGAAUCUGUGGCUUCAAACCAACGGCAAACCGAUUAAGCAAAAGGGGUUUGACAGUAAAUACAUCUGGACAGAGAACGGUUGAAUCGUCUGUUGGCCCACUAGCCAGGGAUGUGGAUAGCUUGGCAUACUGCAUGAAGGCUCUGUUGUGUGAGGAAAUGUUUGAGUUGGACCCCACUGUGCCACCCAUUCCCUUUGAUGACAUGAUCUAUGCUGAUACCAAGCCACUGAAGAUAGGUUUCUUUGAAAGCGAUGGAUAUUGGAUCCCCUCCCAGAGCAUGAAGCGUGCCGUGUUGGAGACUAAACAACUGCUGACGGAUGCUGGGCACACGUUAAUAUCAUUUACGCCUCCAAGAACGUUCUAUGCAAUGAAUGAAAUAAUAUUUCAGGGGCUUCUUGCGGACAGUGGUGCUACAUUCCUGGAAAACCUUAAAGGAGACAUUAUCGAUCCACAUUUAAGAACUCAAGUAUCUACGUACUCUAUGCCUAGUUUACUGAAAAAGCUCUUGUAUUUUUUUCUGAAGCCUUUUAGUCCCAGAGUUGCAGCUGGCUUCAGGGCAACAGGAGGAAUAGGGUCAGUUAAGGAACUAUGGAAACACCACGUUGCAGUAACGGCAUACCGUGAAGAAUAUAUGAAUGCUUGGAAACACCAGAACAUUGAAGUUUUACUCUGUCCAUCAAUAGGACCUGCAUUUAAUAUCGGAUAUGCAGGAAAAUUGUCAGCCGCAUCCAGCUAUAUGGUUAUUUUCAACUUGUUAAAUUUUCCUGCGGGUGUUGUGCCAGUCACCAAAGUAACAACAGAAGAUGAAAAAGAGCUGAUGAAUUAUACUGGUUACCAAAAUGAUAUUUGGGACAAAACUUUCAAGAAGGCUGUGGCAGGAGGUGUUGAUCUUCCUUUAGCUGUGCAGUGUGUGGCCCUGCCCUGGCAAGAUGAACUCUGUCUUCGUUUCAUGAAGGAGGUGGAAAGACUCGUCAAGUUAAAGAAGAUUAUCUAACCACUUCUGGAAGAGUACAAUAAUUUGUAGAAUACUCUAAGUUACAUAUAGAGCAAGCUUUCUUCUGAGAUGAUUUUAAAGUUAUUUAGUGUCAAUGAGCCAGCUCUUCCAUUUACAAUUGCACUUCCACUAUUAGGACAUUUGUGUGAAUGAUGUUGGGGAAUUAUCUGCUUAAAGUCAACUCAGCAGCUUCUCACAAUCAAUAUUUUUUGGAUGAUAAUGUAGCACUUAGUAUUUAAACAAAGUAAUUUCAGAAGUAUACCAAAUAAA
This is a messenger RNA of Mobula hypostoma (lesser devil ray), 1935 nucleotides long. Its product is annotated as fatty-acid amide hydrolase 1-like. The record is from RefSeq and is a predicted model, not a curated record. Gene Ontology annotation, biological process: fatty acid catabolic process. NCBI's taxonomy places the organism in Eukaryota, Metazoa, Chordata, Chondrichthyes, Myliobatiformes, Myliobatidae. The transcript is spliced from 15 exons. Gene Ontology annotation, molecular function: amidase activity; fatty acid amide hydrolase activity. The coding region runs from base 1 to 1665 and encodes 554 amino acids.